AUGGCUUCUCGUCUUCAACAAGUUACUAGUCACUUACUUCCAUCCGAUAACGUUGCCAACAAGGUUGGUGUUAAGUCUCCUGAAGAUGUUGUUAUUGUCAGUGCUCUUCGUUCUGCAAUCACCCGUGCUCGUAAGGGACCUUUCAAGGAUACUUUGCCCGAAGAAAUCUUGGCUUCCGUCUUCAAGGGCAUCAUCGACCAAACCAAGAUCGACCCUGCUAUUGUCAACGAUAUUGCUGUUGGUAACGUCUUGCCUCCUGGUGGUGGAGCCACUAAUGCUCGUAUGGCCGCUCUUUAUGCUGGUUUCCCCGAAAGCGCCGCUGUGAACACGGUCAACCGUCAAUGUUCCUCUGGUCUUCAAGCCGUCGUUCAAAUCGCUACUGCUAUUCAAGCUGGCUUGAUUGAAGUAGGUAUCGGUGCUGGUGUUGAAUCCAUGACCAAGAACUACGGUCCUGCUUCUCUUUCUCCUACUUCUGAAAAGAUUGCUGAUGCAUGCCCUGCUGCUGCUGACUGUCUUCUUCCUAUGGGUAUCACUUCUGAAAACGUUGCUGCCGAAUUCAAUGUCACACGUGCCAAGCAAGAUGCAUUUGCUGCUGAAUCUCACCGCAAGGCCACCGAGGCUCAAAAGAACGGCUGGUUCAAGGAAGAAAUUGUUCCUAUUGAAGCCACUGUACUUGACAAGGAAGAAAAGGAACACAAGGUGAUUGUCGAUCGUGAUGAUGGUGUUCGUCCUGGCACAACCGCUGAGAAGCUUGCCAAGUUAAGACCUGCCUUUGACGAAAACGGAAGCACAACUGCCGGUAACGCCUCUCAAGUCUCUGACGGUGCUGCUGCCGUUCUCUUGAUGAAGCGUAAGACUGCUGAAAAGUACGGCUUGCCUAUUCUCGGUAAAUAUAUCACAUCCGCUGUCGUCGGUGUUCCUCCCAGAGUCAUGGGUAUCGGUCCUGCCUUCGCCAUCCCUGUUGCUGUCGAACGCGCUGGAUUGAAGCUUGAAGAUGUUGAUGUCUAUGAAAUCAAUGAAGCCUUUGCUUCUCAAGCUGUCUAUUCCAUCGAAAAAUUGGGCAUUCCUUUCGAAAAGGUCAACCCCAAGGGUGGUGCUAUUGCCUUUGGUCAUCCUUUGGGUGCUACCGGUGCUCGUCAAAUCGCUACUCUUUUCCCUGAAUUAAAGCGUCAAAACAAAAAGAUCGGUGUCACUUCCAUGUGUAUCGGUACUGGUAUGGGUAUGGCUGCUGUCUUUGAACGCGAGUAA
Messenger RNA from Rhizopus microsporus ATCC 52813, 1248 nucleotides. RefSeq names its product thiolase. NCBI's taxonomy places the organism in Eukaryota, Fungi, Mucoromycota, Mucoromycetes, Mucorales, Rhizopodaceae. Gene Ontology annotation, biological process: phenylacetate catabolic process; fatty acid beta-oxidation. Gene Ontology annotation, molecular function: acetyl-CoA C-acyltransferase activity. Gene Ontology annotation, cellular component: peroxisome. The transcript is spliced from 2 exons. The coding region runs from base 1 to 1248 and encodes 415 amino acids. The record is from RefSeq and is a predicted model, not a curated record.